AUGUAUCUAGGAAAAUCUGGACACUGCAUUUUAGAACCUAAUCAUGAAAGAGGAGGUUUGUACUUGUCUAACUUAGAGUGGGCUAAAGACUAUGAUCUACUCAGAGAGCAUAAAAUCAGAUAUUUAAUGACUGUUGGUGCUAAGUUGACACCUCCUGGCUUAAAUAGAAGUAUUGUUGACGAUCACAUUAAAUUUGAAAUCUAUGACACGCCUACAGCAGAUAUUAAAUAAUUCUUUAAGCAAGCAACACUAUUUUUAAAAGAAAAGAUUUUAGAAUAAAAAUAAAAUGUGCUUGUUCACUGUCAUUAAGGCGCUUCAAGAAGCGCAACAAUAGUUAUAGCUUUCUUGAUGAAGUGUUUAAAAUGGAACUAUGAUCGUUCUUAUAGUCACAUAAAGAGAAUCCGUAAUGUUGUGCAACCUAAUAAAGGUUUUGUUAAUCAGCUCAAAAUGUAUGAAAAAGAACUAGGUUUAGCAAAAAAAUAAGAUUAGACGCACAAAAAAGGGAAAAAGAGCACCGAGCUUUAGCGGCCUUUAGGUUAGGAAAAAGGAAACGAAGAUAUAGUUGACUAAUCAGAAUAAUAAAGAGAAGAAGAAGUAGAUGAAUAUGAACCUUAAGAGCCUUCUGAGGCUGUAGGUCUUAAUAUUUGA
Messenger RNA from Tetrahymena thermophila SB210, 648 nucleotides. RefSeq names its product dual specificity phosphatase domain protein. Gene Ontology annotation, biological process: protein dephosphorylation; negative regulation of MAPK cascade. Gene Ontology annotation, cellular component: cytoplasm. Lineage: Eukaryota; Ciliophora; Oligohymenophorea; Hymenostomatida; Tetrahymenidae. Gene Ontology annotation, molecular function: protein tyrosine/threonine phosphatase activity; MAP kinase tyrosine/serine/threonine phosphatase activity. The transcript has a single exon. The record is from RefSeq and is a predicted model, not a curated record.